CCAGCCCCACCCGCAUCCCUGUGCUCUGGGAACCGCGCUCCCAGUCGUCCCUAGCAGCAGAGCACCAGGAGCUCAGGGUCCGGUUGGGCAGCUGAGUGCGCUUCGGGUUUGGCCUUUGCAGAAGGUGUUGCGGAAUGCGGGCAUCCCGGGGGCCAGCGUCCUCCCUGCUGCUGCUCCCCAACCCCCGCCCAUCCUUCUCUGGGCUCUGAAAACCCAAGGCUUCCCAGAACAGUUUAGGAUCAGCCAUAGGACUACAGCUAGCCAGCUGCGCGGAGCUUUCUGGGAAGGACAGCAGCUCGCCCUAGGGUAGCAGCUGAGCCUCGGGGUUUAGCAAGAGAGAGGGAAGGGCGUGUGCAUCGUGUGCCUGCUUGUGUGUGUGUGUGUGUGUGUGUGUGAGACCGUGAGGGAUGACUGUCUGGAUCUGAUCAAGGAGAGGGCAGGGGACUGAGACAGAGCUUUCUCGGUGUCCCCGCCCGCUCCUGCUCCCCGGCGCCCUUCACUAUGGAAUUGCGCCGAGUUGGGAUGGACCUAUGCAGCCACCAGGAACUGGCCGUCGGGCCCCGAGAUUCGGCAGGUACUCGCGCUUGGAUGGCGAGGUAGGAUGGCCACGCAGCGCGAUUCCUGCCGUCCCCACGCAGCGGUCCCCCGGAGGUACCUCUGACUCUGGAAGCUUACAGGGGUGUGGGAGGAGGCCACCCAGCCGCGCCUGCACCUUCGCCAGUCGUUUCGCCUCUACCAUCCACUCGCACCUGCCGCUACGCGGAUACCAUGUCUAAGGCGGCUGGAGGCUCAGCGCCAGCGGCGGAAAGUUGUCCCUCGGCUCCGGCCGGUGCGUCGACACCCACGGGCGUGGAUGAUCUAUCUAAAGUGACGGACGAAGAGCUGCUGCAGUGGAGCAAGGAGGAGCUGAUUCGCAGCCUGCGGCGAGCCGAAGCCGAGAAGGUGAGCGCGAUGCUGGACCACAGCAACCUCAUUCGCGAGGUCAACCGCCGCCUGCAGCUGCAUCUCGGCGAGAUCCGAGGGCUCAAGGAUAUUAACCAGAAACUCCAGGAAGACAACCAGGAACUGAGGGACCUAUGCUGUUUCCUGGAUGAUGACCGGCAGAAAGGCAAAAGGGUGUCCCGGGAGUGGCAAAGAUUGGGUCGCUACACAGCUGGAGUGAUGCAUAAGGAAGUGGCCUUAUACUUGCAGAAGCUGAAGGAGCUGGAGGUGAAGCAGGAGGAGGUGGUGAAGGAGAACAUGGAACUUAAGGAACUCUGCAUGUUGCUGGACGAGGAGAAGGGUGUAGGAUGUGCCGGCAGCCGCUGCUCCAUCGAUAGCCAGGCCAGCCUGUGCCAGCUGGUUGCCUCUGCUACCCCCUAUGUGCGAGAUGUGGGUGAUGGCAGCAGCACCUCUAGCACUGGCAGCACUGACAGUCCUGACCACCACAAACACCAUGCCAGUGGGGGAAGCCCUGAACAUUUACAGAAGCCCCGGAGCGAGGGCAGCCCAGAGCACACCAAACACAGGAGCACUAGCCCUGAACAUCUACACAAACCCAGGGCUUCUGGGACCCCAGAUCACCCCAAAGCACUGAAAGGACCCAGCCCUGAGCACCACAAGCCCUUGUGCAAGGGUAGCCCCGAGCAGCAGAGGCACCCACAUCCAGGGAGCAGCCCAGAAGUGCUGCCCAAGCACGUGUUGAGUGGGAGCCCUGAACAUUUCCAGAAGCAUAGGCCAGGAGGCAGCCCGGAACACACCAGGCACAGUGGAGGGAGCCCUGAGCAUCUUCAGAAACACGCUCUUGGUGGGAGCCUGGAGCACCUCCCCAGAGCCAGGGGAACAAGCCCAGAGCAUCUCAAACAACAUUACGGGGCCAGCCCUGAUCACAAACAUGCAAGUGGCAGUGGAGGCAGCGGCGGGGGCAGCAGGGAGGGCACCCUCCGGCGGCCUGCUCAAGAGGAUUCAUCAUCCCAUCACCGGAAUGUCUACAGCGGCAUGAAUGAAUCAACCUUGUCCUAUGUUAGGCAGCUGGAAGCCAGAGUCAGACAGCUGGAAGAAGAAAAUCGCAUGCUGCCCCAGGCUACCCAGAAUAGAAGUCAACCUCCAACUAGAAACAGCUCAAAUAUGGAGAAAGGCUGGGGGCCCAGAGCCCGGCGGGUCUUGCAGUGGUGGCAAGGGUGCCGAGGAAUAGGACGAUGCCUGCCAUCUCUCCCGGGUUCUUUUAGGUUGUCAUCAGGGGCUGAUGGGAAUAACAGUUCACUCAACUCUCCAGCUAGCUUCAGUGGACAUACCACACCUUCUCAGCAGCCUGAACCUGUGGUACAUUCUCUUAAGGUUGUGUGGAGGAAACUUGGAGAUGCUGCAGGCUCCUGUCCUGGAAUUAGGCAACAUUUGUCAGGAAACCAGUACAAAGGGCCUAUGUGAAAAGCACUGCCUUCAAACAUGACAUCAUCACUACUAGAGACAGCAGAAAAAGAAGACAAAGAAGAAAUUCAGUUUCUACAAAAUAAAACUCAUGACAUCACAUGGAGUGAUUGUACAUUGCUCAUAUCUCCCUUCUAAAUCCUUUAGUGUACCUUCUCCCAUACAGCUAAUAUGUGCUAUAAGUCUCAACUUUAGUGUUCAUAGCAGUCUCAAGGUAGCUUUGGAAAAUCGUUUUAGUAUUAAUGAAAGUAUUAAUUUCAUGAAAGCUGAAAUGUUUUUGACUCUUCACAACCAUGAUUGGCAUAUUGGGUAAUCUGCAUGGUUGGAUGAGUCCAGUAGAGUCCCUGUGGCUUUGGUAGAGGUGGUUCAUUAUAUCUAAUGGUAGGAGCUUUCUACUGUGUGGAAGACAUGAAAAAGUAUUUUUGAGCAUACAACCUGGAUUGGGAAGCUCCCUCAUAUAUAUAGCAGUUGAGGAAAGAUUGCUUCCUGAUGCAAAUUUAGUUGGAUGCAAGAUAACAUUUGGUUUUAUCAUUUGAAUUCUGAGGUGCUAAAAAAUAACACAAAAAUAUUUUACCAGCUAGAAAGGUAGAAGGAAUUUUUAAAAUGCUUAGCAGAGAGUAUCAUUUAUUUUCAUUUGGUCAAAAUAAAUAAUUUAAUUUUGAUGAGUUGUUUAUAAAGGCAUGUCUUUGGACCAUACAACCCUUCAUAUAUAUUCAACUUACCAAUGUCAACUAACAAGGAAACAAACAUAAUUAAUUUUUCUAGGAGUUUCAAGCUGUGACAUUGUCUAUUUCUACAACUUAGUUUCUAGACAUGCUGUAUACUUAAUAAACUUUAUGUAAAAUUUAAAGUCUUGCACUGCCCUAGGAAACAGACGCUUUCUUUGCAUAUCACUGCAGCUAUCUAAAGUCUUAGGAAGCUAACGCAUGUCCAUUAUUGAGGCUAAAUACUCUUUUCAGAUUGCUUGAGAUGUGUGCCAGCUUUGCUAGUUUUCUGCCUAGUGGUAUAGAUGUAUAAUAUUAGAAUGUGUGUACUGGAAAUGCUAUGAUAUUUUGUGUUUACCUAAAUUUAAUGAUCGUUUCUUGUAUGAAUGUUCAAGAGGCCUGUGACAGAAUGCUGUUUUUACCAUAGUUUAAGAUUAUAACGUAGGGAUGCAACAAUUCCUGGAUAGCUUCUAAACUUAUGAUUUGAUUCACAGUCAAUAUUCUUCAUUGUCUAUAAAUGAAAUGGUCUUAUUAUAUAACUUAUUAAUGAACAUUGGCAGGAGAAUGAGAAGAAAUUUGCCAGAGUAAAAAUGCCUAAUUGUGACUUUCAAAACUGCCCUCUAUCUUCUGAAAAUAUUUAUGGGUUCAUUUAACAUAAAAUGAUCUUUCUAAUUAUCAUUACUGAGUUAUAAUUUAAGACUCUUCCUUUAAACUGCUACAGUUUUAGUGUUUAAGAGAAAAUUGUUACACACACACACACACACACACAUACUUUCUCACACAGGAACAUCCUUCAAUUGUUGUAUUCCUACAGUCUGAAGAUAUUUAAACAAAUUUUUGUGCUUGCAGUAGAUCCUGCAGUAGCGAUACAAAGGACGUUGGUCUUUUGACAAAAUACUUGUGCAAAUUUUGAUACUGUAUCAAAACUAUUUUUUUAAAGUUCCACAUAAAAUUGAGUAUUAAGUAUAUGUGUUCAUCUUAGCAACAGUAAUAAAUUAUUUAAUCUCACAGUAUUUUUGUCUGUUUUGAAAUGUUCUUCCUUAACAGAAUAAAUUUCUAAUAGUUACUGAAUAUCAUCCCUUGUGUGAUUAUAAUACCAAUAGUAAUAUAGAUCAAAAUAAAAGACAUGCAAAAAGGCAUAUUAAAAAUAUGCUUAUGAAGGACUUAAUAGUCAGAGACAUCUUAAUUUAUACCAUUUUCUAUUACAGCCUCCAGGAGUAUGAUUUAGGGACAGUUGAAAUUUCUUAAUAAAAUUCUCAUUUCUUAAACUUAUUCUUAGAAUAGAAAUACUAAACUAGUUUUGAAACAAUCAGCAUUAUUUUAUGUAUUUGUGGGAAAAUUUAUAGUAGCACAUAAGACUUCUUAGAAGUUGCUAAUAAGAUGGUAAAAUGAAGCUUCCUAUGCUGAGCAUUAUCCCAAUUUUAAGUAAUGGCAUACAUUGAUCCCAUGAGUAACUGUUUCCUAUGGGAUCAUUUGAAUAAAUUUACUAUCUAAUCAUUCCUGCAACAAAGCCUAAUUUACAUGUCUUGACAGUACUUUUAACUGCCAUGAUGCUGAUAGACUGUCACAAUCUAACUUUUAAUGACUGCCUUUCUCAUUUUUAACACAUGCUUAAAGCUCUGUAGGAAUUUGUCAGCUCAUGUCACAUUCCAAGAGUUUAAUUGGUAUGAUAUCCCCUUAGUUCAGUGAAUAUUUAGUGAUGCCUACCACUGCCAUACAAUUUUGGGCUAGCCAACCAUGGUUCUUUGGGAUUCUCAAGACAUACAAGGAUGAAUAAUAUCUCAGGUCUUGGGAGAAGCUUCCUUUAUUUUUGACACCUAAGAUAAGAUUGUCUUAGACAUCUAUUUCACUUGAUCUGAAACAACCUACCCCUAAUGCCUUCCAUUAAUUCUCAGACUCUGUAUGAUGUAGCAAAUUUCCUGCUGCUACAUCUUCUCUCCAUCUAAUGAUAAAACUAGCAAAUCUUGGCAUUUAUUCCUAUGAAAGUACCUUUAAGCUAGCUUAUCAAAGUAGAUCACCAACAAGAUCAAAACAACUAUGAAGAAAUCACAUGCUGAUUUCUAAAGAAUCAAAACUUCUCCACCAUAUCUAAGGCAGCACCUUAUUCUGAACAAUAAGUAACUGAUGCACAUGGUCUCCUUUGUCUAUAAAACAACAAUUUCUUAUGGUUCAUCUUCAGAUGAGGGAGAUAUUUUUGCAUGGUUGGGAGGAUUGACAAAUAUUGUCUCAAUUAGAGAAGAAUUAUCAUAUUGGCCAAAUCACAAUUAUAUACUAUCACAUUCUGCUUUUAUAUAUCACCCAACUUACAAGCCUUACAUUUUAUGGUAACUGCCUUAUAUUAACAAGAGACUCUGUUUUGAUUCUUAUAUAUGAAUAUUAUUAUUAUUAUUUUAAUCUAAAAAUCUCCACUAUUAUUUAAUUCUAAAUUGUAGAUGUCUCUAAAAAUACUUAUGAUAAUAAAUAUCUUAUUUCACAAAAGCAG
Molecule: messenger RNA, 5592 nt
Organism: Mus caroli (Ryukyu mouse)
Lineage: Eukaryota; Metazoa; Chordata; Mammalia; Rodentia; Muridae
Gene: Ccdc85a
Product: coiled-coil domain containing 85A
Biological process (GO): negative regulation of DNA-templated transcription
Cellular component (GO): nucleus
Source: RefSeq, a predicted model, not a curated record